UCUAUCUUUCCUGUCGUUGGAUGGCUUUGGCUGGCUGACUGUGAAGUGAGGAUACACAGUAAUGGCUUCUUCUUCUGUGAUGCUAACACACAGUGCCACCACAAUCCUUCCUUCCGAGGCACCUUCUCUAUGCUUCAAACCCAACCCAAUUUCCUCCUGUUCGAGUUGCUUUUCUGUCUUCCCGUUAGUGUUGCAUAGCAGAGGAAGAAAGUCUUGUAAUUGGGUUCAAGUUACUUCGUGGAGAGAAGCUAAAUUUGAGUCUUCUAUUUUCGUUGCGGCAGCCCUUGCUGCCGAAGCAGAGGUAGCUGAAGAUGUCACGCAAGAGGCUGUGGAAGGCAGCGCUGCUGCUGCCGCGUCUCCUACGAAGCCUAAAAAGGGGAAAGCGGCAUUGCCACUGAAGAGAGACAGAACAAGGUCUAAGAGGUUCUUGGAAAUUCAAAAGUUGAGGGAAAACAAGAAAGAGUAUGAUUUACCCACUGCCAUAUCUCUGCUGAAGCAAAUGGCAAGCACAAAGUUUGUAGAGACGGUGGAAGUUCAUUUUCGUCUGAACAUAGACCCUAAAUAUAAUGACCAACAGCUGAGGGCUACAGUGAAUUUGCCUAAGGGAACUGGUCAGACUGUUAGAGUAGCUGUGCUUACCCAAGGUGAAAAGGUAGAUGAAGCAAAAAAUGCAGGAGCUGAUUUGGUUGGUGGAGAAGAUCUGAUAGAACAGAUAAAAGGUGGAUUCAUGGAUUUUGAUAAAUUGAUUGCUUCUCCAGAUAUGAUGCCCAAGGUUGCCAGUCUAGGAAAGAUUUUAGGGCCACGAGGACUCAUGCCAAAUCCAAAAGCUGGUACUGUUGCAACUGAUAUACCUCAGGCUAUAAGUGAAUUCAAGAAAGGGAAGGUUGAAUACAGGGCAGAUAAAACUGGGAUUGUUCACAUACCUUUCGGGAAGGCAAACUUUUCUGAGGAAGAUCUUCUUGUAAACUUGAUGGCAGCAGUAAGAUCAGUAGAAACAAACAAGCCAUCGGGUGCAAAGGGAGUAUACUGGAAAAGUGCUCAUAUAUGUUCAUCAAUGGGCCCUUCCAUUCGAUUGAAUAUAAGGGAGAUGCUUGAUUACAAGCCUCCAUCAAAUGUCUAAAGAAUUCAACUGCACCUGUAUAGUAUGUCUUCUAAAUGUGUUAAUUUUCCUUGUUGAUACCAGUGUUAAGCAUGCUCACGAUUCAGAAAUUGGUAAGACAGAAACCAGGUCGAAGAAGAGAGGGAGACAUCAAGAGCUAUCUUCAAGUCCAAAUUUUGCUGCAUUGAGCCUGCAUACUACACUGCUCAAGCAAGAUUUUCUAUAAAUAUGAAUUCCAUUUUUCAAACUCAUUAGGGACUAAACAUGUAAUCUCGGUCAAGGAUCUCUAUAACCAAGUUUCUCUUCCCAGUUAGACUUUAGGUUGGGACUGGGAUAACAAACAAGAGAGAGCAUUUAAAGAGUGUUUUGAUCAAGUACAUACAUUAUUGGAACCCUAUUUUUUUAUUGAAUUAGACUUGGGAAACUACUCUGACAUUUGAAAGUUGAGAAUAACAAUUUCUUGGAUGUUCCGCUUUGUUUUGUUCA
Molecule: messenger RNA, 1585 nt
Organism: Nelumbo nucifera (sacred lotus)
Lineage: Eukaryota; Viridiplantae; Streptophyta; Magnoliopsida; Proteales; Nelumbonaceae
Product: large ribosomal subunit protein uL1c-like
Biological process (GO): translation
Cellular component (GO): large ribosomal subunit
Molecular function (GO): RNA binding; structural constituent of ribosome
Source: RefSeq, a predicted model, not a curated record